Pestalotiopsis fici W106-1 is the source of this 1032-nucleotide messenger RNA. RefSeq lists its product as uncharacterized. The transcript has 2 exons. The record is from RefSeq and is a predicted model, not a curated record. NCBI's taxonomy places the organism in Eukaryota, Fungi, Ascomycota, Sordariomycetes, Amphisphaeriales, Sporocadaceae. Bases 1 to 1032 code for a protein of 343 amino acids.
AUGCCAAAACACACGCGCGCGUCCAGCUCGGUCCACCAGCACCAGCACCAUCAGCAACAGCAACAGCAACAUCCUCAGGUAUAUGCGAAUGCCAUGAAUAUGCCUGCGUCACUAGCACCGUCUCAGCAAGUCGAUAUCGGAUACAAUAGUCGUCCACAUCUCCCUCUCAACACGGCGUUUUAUCCGACCAUGGCAUCUUCCUCGGCUGCUCCGCCAUCGAUGCAACCUCAGUACGAGCAAUACUCUGCUGCAGUAGUUCCAGCUCCCAUUCCGCACCGCGCUUCAUCUGGGGCUUGGUCACCGCAAGAUGACCAAAACCUGCUGUCGGCCAGACAGCAAGGAUUAAACUGGAACCAGAUUCGAAGCACUUACUUUCCAAACAAGACGCCCAAUGCGUGCCGUAAAAGACACGAGCGCUUGAUGGAAAGAAAGGGCGCCGACGACUGGGAUGUGCGCAAGUUCGAAAAGAUCGCCAAGGAGUAUAUGAGCAUGCGCAAAGAGAUAUGGCAGCCACUCGCCCACAAAGUCGGAGAGAAAUGGAAUGUCGUCGAGGCCAGGUGUAUGAAUAGCGGUCUCAAAAAUAUUCAGAAUGCAGCCCGCGCAGGUGCUCGGCGGGAGCGCGCCGAGUCUGGCCAGUCUUUCCAUGGGUAUGACGACGACAGCGGCAUCUCGGGCAUUGGUCUGACUCCAGUAGAUGACCUCGAUGCUUCUUAUAGCAGUCCCGAGACGGGGCACUCGAGCUCCCACUCUGUAGGCAGCUCCUUUCACAACGGCUACAACCACAUGCACCUGAACGAUCAGGCGUACGGUCACGCAUAUCCCGCCAGCACGGGCGGAAUGUCAUCAUCUGAUUACGGCUCUUCUGUAUCCUCAACGGCGGCUCAAGGGUACGGCCCAAUGUCCACUCAUUCUCAUCACUCACAGGGUGGCUCUCCUUAUCUGCCUCAUGGGCAACGACUCCCUAGUGUGGAUAUGGGCAUCGAGGCAAUCAUUAAUCGACCACAGCAUAGAGGCGCUCCUUCUGGCAUGUGA